Molecule: messenger RNA, 736 nt
Organism: Oryzias melastigma (Indian medaka)
Lineage: Eukaryota; Metazoa; Chordata; Actinopteri; Beloniformes; Adrianichthyidae
Product: histone-lysine N-methyltransferase ASH1L-like
Exons: 2
Coding region: 180-554 (124 amino acids)
Cellular component (GO): nucleus
Molecular function (GO): histone methyltransferase activity; protein binding
Source: RefSeq, a predicted model, not a curated record
ACAAAUAUGAAGAUAUUCUGAUGAUGGAGGAACAUCUGAGCUCACGGCUCCAUGAUGAGACGGUUCCUGUGCUGUUAUACAGACAGUGGCUGCACUGCAGUCUGCCUGUGUGGCUUCACCUUUUCACCUCUCAGCCUCAACUUUAAGUAAGGACUCUAACCCGACUGUUUGGUUCCAGGAUGAGCUAUGCAGAAUGUUCUCCCAGCACGUGUCCGUGUGGAGACCAGUGUGAUAACCAGCACAUUCAGAGACACGAGUGGGUCCAGUGUCUGGAGCGGUUCCGGGCCGAGGGGAAGGGCUGGGGCAUCCGCACCAAGCAGCCGCUCCGCGCGGGGCAGUUCAUCAUCGAAUACCUGGGAGAGGUGGUUAGCGAGCAGGAGUUCAGGAGCCGCAUGAUGGAGCAGUACUUCUCCCACAGCGGCCACUACUGUCUGAACCUGGACAGCGGCAUGGUGAUCGACAGCUACCGGAUGGGCAACGAGGCGCGCUUCAUCAACCACAGCUGUGAGCCCAACUGUGAGAUGCAGAAAUGGUGGGUGUCUGAGGGGCCGUAAACGCUCAGCCUGCUGAACCAGUUUCUAAUGUUUGCUGAGCGUUCAACUGUUAUUUUAAACCGGAGAAAUGCCUUCAUCCAUCAGCUUUAUGGAGGUUUGUUUGUCUGACAAACUGUGACUUUUUAAUGUUUCUUUGGUGCAAAAAACAAAUGAAUUACAUUUAAUGUUAGAUAUUAUGUUCA